Molecule: messenger RNA, 1052 nt
Organism: Daphnia magna
Lineage: Eukaryota; Metazoa; Arthropoda; Branchiopoda; Diplostraca; Daphniidae
Product: acanthoscurrin-2
Exons: 6
Coding region: 158-805 (215 amino acids)
Source: RefSeq, a predicted model, not a curated record
AGUGGAAACUCUGAGCUCGAACACAACAGUUUGUUUUCAUAUAAAAGAGAAUCGUAUUCGAAGCAAAGGAUAUCAUUCAACCAACAGCUUCCCGAUCAGCUUUUACCAAUCCAAAAGUCAGCCAACUGUUGAGUGAUUUCAAACGAAUUCCAUCAUCAUGAAGACUAUGAAUCUUAUUGCCGUAUUGGCGCUGUUGGGCAUCUGCAGAGCAGCGCAGGAUGGACUUAACAUGAAACGUGAUGAUCUUCAAGGAUCUGAAAGCCAAAUUCAAAGAUCGUAUGGAUUUGGUUUUGGGGGCUCGGCUUACGGUUUGGGUGGCUAUGGCGGAGGUCUUGGAUAUGGUGGCGGAUUGGGAGGAUAUGGCGGCGGGCUAGGAGGAUACGGAGGAGGUCUAGGUGGAUACGGAGGCGGCCUUGGCGGAUAUGGUGGCGGUGGAUAUGGUGGAUACGGAGCAGGAGGAUAUGGAGCCGGAGGAUAUGGUGGAUAUGGAGCAGGAGGAUAUGGCGGAUAUGGAGCUGGAGGUUUAGGUGGCUACGGAGGUUUAGGUGGCUACGGAGGUUUGGGUGGCUACGGAGGCGGACUUGGUGGACAUGGAUCAAGCUAUGGUGGUUACGGCGGUUAUGGAUCAGGUUACGGUGGCAUCGGCGGCUUCGGUGGUUUGGGAGGCUACGGAGGCGGACUCGGUGGCUACGGAUCAAGCUAUGGCGGAGGGUAUGGUGGUGGCUACGGCGGUGGCUACGGAGGCGGUUACGGAAGCAGCUACGGUGGCGGAUACGGAGGUGGCUAUGGCACUCGCGCUUACUAGACCAGACUCUAUUUUGCGUCGCAGUUUUAACAUCUCACCACCGAUCCUUUUCCUACUGCUUUUAUAUUGAUUUUCGAUCUGGAACUUUGUAUUUUUGGUCUUUGAAGCGUAUCAUUUCCUUCCCUUAUGUACUGUCUGCUUACUCGUCUGCUUUCCCUUUGUACGUUUUUAACGGAUUACGUAAAUGUAAAAAAAAAAAUGAAACUGAGAGCUUACGUUAAGAAAAUAAACAUUUUUUAUCAUGAAA